Messenger RNA from Loa loa (African eye worm), 237 nucleotides. RefSeq lists its product as hypothetical. Bases 1 to 237 code for a protein of 78 amino acids. Lineage: Eukaryota; Metazoa; Nematoda; Chromadorea; Rhabditida; Onchocercidae. Gene Ontology annotation, molecular function: potassium ion leak channel activity. The transcript has 3 exons. Gene Ontology annotation, cellular component: membrane. The record is from RefSeq and is a predicted model, not a curated record. Gene Ontology annotation, biological process: potassium ion transmembrane transport; stabilization of membrane potential.
AUGAAAAACGGCGCAUUUACAUGGACUCUUAGCAGCGCUAUUUUUUACGCGAUAACACUUUUUACGACUAUUGGCUAUGGGACAAUUGCAUGUCGUACAACUACUGGCAAAACUCUAACAGUUCUAUAUUCGAUCAUUGGAAUACCGCUAAUGUUAGCUAUAUUACAAGACAUUGGUAAUAUCUUAUUACGGUAUUUAACUGCAGUAUACAAUGCAUAUCGUCGAUAUCUUUGGUGA